Messenger RNA from Metarhizium album ARSEF 1941, 777 nucleotides. RefSeq lists its product as uncharacterized. NCBI's taxonomy places the organism in Eukaryota, Fungi, Ascomycota, Sordariomycetes, Hypocreales, Clavicipitaceae. The record is from RefSeq and is a predicted model, not a curated record. The transcript has a single exon. The coding region runs from base 1 to 777 and encodes 258 amino acids.
AUGACACAAAAGCCCCUCAAUCAAGGGUUAUCCAACAAACGGAAUCAUCGUCCCAACCCUCCUUCUAUACCGUAUGUAAUCGUCCCCAAAAAACUUGACCAGCCCUCGCUCCUCGACCGCCACCCUGCUACUGAAAAACUUCCACAAGACGUAAGCAUAUCCCACGAAACAAAGCACGUUCCCCAGGACCAGCUGCGUGCCCAGCCCCCAGAAGAAGAAGCCAAAGUAACUAGGAUGCCGCCACAGCCCGUACACGCCCGUGGUGACGAGCGUAUGCGAAUCCGCCUUCCGCGUCUGCACCGUGUGGUUGAAGCUCUGGCCCGCGGUCAACAUGGCCACGCUCCUCACCAUCUGCCCUCCCACGACCAUCACCAGGCCCGUGAGCAUCAGGGCCGUGCUCAGCCCAGAAGGGGCCCAGUGCCGGCUCGGAAACACGGCGUUGGCCAGCACGCAUUCCACACAGGCUACCGUGUGGGCGAUGGGGUACGCGGGCCAAUUUGCCGUGAGCAGGAAGGAGUGGACCGUGGCCUCGGGGGUGUUGGCCGCGGCGGUGGUCCAGAACUCGAGGAAGUGGAACGCGGACAGGGCGCAGAGGAAGAAGGGGAUGCGCCAGAGCGGCGAGGACGUCAAGGCCAGGACGAGUGCCGUGGACAGCAGGCCGAGGGACGCGGUGAAGCCGAGGGCGAAGGCGCGCAGGGACAUGCCGGCGAGGGACGCGGACUGGCCUGGGGUGAGGUUCUCGACGAGCGGCUGGCUGCGUGUCUGCAUGCGAGGUGA